UUGUAGUCCUAUGUAGAUGAACCGGCUACUACUCCAGUCAGACCAGCACAGACACAGGCCACAGACGGUCCGCCACACUUCCUGUCUUUCACCAGGCUGAGAACACACACCGACAUGGCCGCUCCCGGUCAGUUCAUGUAUUUCGCCUUCGGGAGCAACUUGCUGAGGCAGAGGAUUCAGCUCAAGAACCCGUCCGCCAUGUUCUGCUCCACCGCCAGACUCAAGGACUACAAGUUGAACUUUGGCCUGUGGAAGGAACACGUGGACAACAAAUGGCACGGCGGCGUGGCCACCAUCGAGUCCUGUCCAGGCGCAGAUGUGUGGGGGGUGAUCUGGGCUAUGAGCGAUGAAAACCUCACGAGUCUCGACAAACAGGAAGGAGUGAGCAAGGGGAUAUACUCACCACUCAACGUUACCGUGGAGACAGACAAAGGGCAGAUAUUCUGCAGGACGUACCAGAUGAACAAUUUCCACGCCUGCCCCCCCUCUCCUCAGUACAAACAGGUGGUGUGUCAGGGUGCAGAGCAGAACGGCCUCCCAGAGCAGUACAGGAAGAGCCUGGAGUGGAUUCAAACCAACAACUACAUUGGCCCCUCGGUCCUCGAUGAAAUCAGAACAGCUGCGGGAGAAUCUUUUUAAAAGUUUGCUCUUGAACUUGGGGGGGGGGGGG
This is a messenger RNA of Limanda limanda (common dab), 670 nucleotides long. RefSeq names its product gamma-glutamylcyclotransferase a (gene ggcta). The transcript has 4 exons. Gene Ontology annotation, molecular function: gamma-glutamylcyclotransferase activity. NCBI's taxonomy places the organism in Eukaryota, Metazoa, Chordata, Actinopteri, Pleuronectiformes, Pleuronectidae. The coding region runs from base 115 to 639 and encodes 174 amino acids. The record is from RefSeq and is a predicted model, not a curated record.